Molecule: messenger RNA, 544 nt
Organism: Didymella exigua CBS 183.55
Lineage: Eukaryota; Fungi; Ascomycota; Dothideomycetes; Pleosporales; Didymellaceae
Exons: 1
Coding region: 96-422 (108 amino acids)
Source: RefSeq, a predicted model, not a curated record
AGAUCCUGGCUGGAAGCUUCCCAACAGACCACUUUGAUGACGAGACACUCGGCAGAAAUGAAGAUGUGCACAAAGUCGAUAUCGAAGAUGGCGGUAUGAUGUACAGCCCACCUCCUCCAGUUUACCUCGGUAAAGAUCCUGAGUGGCCUUUUGGGGCUCUAGCAAGUUCGAGCUCCGGCAUAGUAUCUCUCGACCUCAACGAUCUACGACCACAGGAGUUCCGCACUUCUCGUGGCUCAUCACAUGCGUACGACUCCGACGAUGAAACCGCCGAAUCAACCUUGGGCUCGGACAGCGGCGAAUGUCUAGAGCGACGCAUGAUCGAAGACUUCGGCGGUGAUGAUGAGGUUGCUCAUGCACGAUCUUCAACGUCGGGUCUUUAUACUCCGACUUCCAGAUCAGACGAUCAGGAGCUUCGAUAGGCCAAGGCUACCGAUGACUGCGAGUCUUGGUGUAAUCGCAACUGUGGAUGUUUUCCCGAGAAGUUUGUGAACGAAGCAAAGUCUGUAUUGCGCGAGGUCCUGGAGUCCACUGUCGAAGAGGA